AUGAGGGUCGGGCCGUUCGUCCUGCUGUGGGUGCUGACCUUCACAGGAAACGAAGCGCAGCUGGAUGUUUGCGGCACCGCUCCGCUGAAAGUAGCGAGUGAAUCCAGGAUUAUCGGGGGCCAGGAUGCUGCUGCGGGGUCGUGGCCCUGGCAGCCGUCACAGGCGGCGUAUUUUCUCUCCAGCGCCUCAGACGUGACCGUUUUCCUCGGCCGCGACACACAGGAAGGUCCGAACCCUCACGAGGUGUCCCGCUCGGCGUCCCUGGUCAUCAAACAUCCGAACUUCGACGAGAAGACCAAGGAGAACGACGUGGCGCUGCUGCGGCUGUCCUCGCCGGUGCAGCUCAGCGACCACAUCAGGCCCGUGUGUCUGGCGGCGGACCGGAGCUUCUUCCCGGACGGACUGAGCACCUGGAUCACCGGCUGGGGGGACAUCCAGACCGGCGCGUUUCUUCCUUCACCUCAGCGGCUGCAGGAGGUCAAAGUUCCCAUCGUGUCCCACAUUCAGUGCGACGCCGCCUACGGCUUCAUCACCACCAGCAUGAUCUGUGCCGGUCCGGAUGUGAGGGGGCAGGGAUUCUGUGAGAAGGACUUGGGCGGCCCGCUGGUGACCCUGAACGGCUCCCGGUGGGUCCAGGCCGGCGUGGCCAGCUUUGCCCAGGGCUGCGGUUAUCCCGACUUCCCGGGAGUCUACACCCGGGUGUCGGCGUACCAGUCCUGGAUCAGCAGCCAGGUGUCCGACCCCGACCCCGGGCCGGGCUUCAUCACCUUCUACUGCUCCGGAGCCGCUAAGGACAACGUCCUCCGUCUGUCCUCGCUAGCCUCCGUCCUGCUCGCGCUCUGGAUCCCGUCAUAG
Messenger RNA from Cololabis saira (Pacific saury), 855 nucleotides. RefSeq names its product tryptase-like. The transcript has 6 exons. NCBI's taxonomy places the organism in Eukaryota, Metazoa, Chordata, Actinopteri, Beloniformes, Belonidae. The record is from RefSeq and is a predicted model, not a curated record. Gene Ontology annotation, molecular function: serine-type endopeptidase activity. The coding region runs from base 1 to 855 and encodes 284 amino acids. Gene Ontology annotation, biological process: proteolysis.